Brassica napus (rape) is the source of this 600-nucleotide messenger RNA. RefSeq lists its product as uncharacterized. Bases 1 to 600 code for a protein of 199 amino acids. Lineage: Eukaryota; Viridiplantae; Streptophyta; Magnoliopsida; Brassicales; Brassicaceae. The record is from RefSeq and is a predicted model, not a curated record. The transcript has 6 exons.
AUGGGCACCAAGAAGAGAGUUAUGAGAUCUGGAAAGAAGAUUGCUCCUCCUGUCUCCAACAAACCUCGUUUCAACUUCAUUGAGGAAAUAUUCGUGAGUGCUCGUGGAGUUAAAACCAAGGUCUGUACGCUUCCUGCUGCUGAAAUGGAAUCAGUCAUGAACGACAGUGACAGUGACAGUGACAGUGACAGUGACAGUGACAGUGACAGUGACAGUGACAGUGAUAGUGAUAGUGAUAGUGAUAGUGAUAGUGAUAGUGAUACGGUGUUGGGGUUAACCCGCAUGAAUCCGUUCUCUCUAACUGUGAGAGCACAGCAGAAGAUUUCAGUUGGUCGAAAGUUGGGUUUCACCAGACGUUGCAAGCCCAACCUCCUUAGGAAGAGGGGGCAGAGAUUGGAACACAAGCUUAUCAAGAAGUCUGCUCCUUCUGUCCCUCGUUUCAACUUCAUUCAGGACAUGUUCGUGAGUGCUCGUGGAGUUAAGACCAAGGUCUGGACGCUUCCUCCUGCUGAGAUGGACUAUGUCAUGAACGACAGUGAUAGCGAUAGCGAUAGCGAUAGUGAUGGAUCUCAUGAUUUAGAGCUCUAUCCGAAUUUGUAA